GGUGAACCUUGCAUCAUAUCACGAGUCACCGCCAGAAAGUGCGCAGGGGCUCUGCGCCUUGAAAACACGAGGGUAGCACACCGCAUACCGCACACUCCACAGGACUGCAUCACAUAUUCAGCACACUGGAAAGGAUCCCCAUUGGUCUGACCGUCAAGUUCACCGCAAAGCCUCGACUAGUCCGCAUCUGGCGUGAUCGGCUUUUCUGGCACUAACUAACACCCAGCACGCCCGAGACAACUGCACAGCUGCGGCUGCGACAACUUUCUCUGAGCACUAGCGGCAGCAACAUGGCCAUACCGGGUCAACGGUUCGAAUUAGAUCUCGACGCCGAUGACUUCGCAAUCAGGCCGAUCGACGAAGCGACAUCCCAACCCCCGUCUGCGGGCUUCAGCAUCAAGGAGAUCCAAGAACAUGACUCGGACGCUGUUCCUUCUGCCCCCUCGCUGAAACCCUCCAAGGCGGGCUUCCCAGAGCACAAACCACGCCGCAACGUGUCUGCUUUCAAACAAAGACAUCAGACUGGGAAACCGCCCUCCCGUCCCUCGAUCCCUCCCACAGUCGAGCCUUCAGACCAAGCAAUUAGACACCAUGUGGGCAAGAAGUAUGGGCUGGACAUGGACCAGCAGCAGAAGGCUGACAUCAGUGAGGAAAACAAGAGGCGGAUAGCCGAAAUGUCAAUAGAGGACAUCGAGGAGGCUCGAGCCGAGCUAACACGGAAUCUCAAUCCUGCUUUCCUAGAACGCUUGCUCAAACGUGCUAAUAUCGAGGAAGAUCAGGCUGGCCAAAAGGUUUGGCCUGAGGCCGACAUGCAAGAGAUGGAUAACAGUCCCGGGCUCGAGAAGGGCGCAGUGGCUGGAAGGGCGAUAGACGAAGAUACUGCAGAGCCUGAGAAAUCAGCCGAUGACGCCCCGCCACCUCCCUCGACGCAUUUUCCCGUUCCUCCUCGCUCAGCAGAUGACUACAUACCCCUGAACUCUGACGGCGCCUCCUUCCUUGCCGACCUCAAGACACAUUACUUCCCAGAUACUCCCCACGACCCUUCCUCAUUGAGCUGGCUACAAGAUCCGACCGAAGAGGAGGACCAAGCAUCGUUGUAUAACCCUGAAAACGAAUCAUUUCUGGCUUCUGCCCUCCGAUUCGGAUUCAAUGGCCGUCUAAUACCGCCAAAGGAAAGCUUGGAGGUCGACGUGAAAGAAGGGCUACACCAUCACGGUGAUGCACCUAGUAGCGCCGGGUAUACGAUACCAGAACUUGCGAUGCUUGCCCGGUCUACCUUGCCUAAUCAGCGAUGCAUGGCUUAUCAAACGCUAGGUAGGAUUUUGUACAGGCUGGGAAGAGGGGAUUUUGGCGCCAGAGGCAGCGAACUCCAGGAAGCACUAUGGUCCGUUAUUGAAAAAGAGAGGCCGGUAGAGGCCAUGAUGAAUGAGGCCAACCGUCAAUCGGGACAUGCCAGUGCCAAAGCGCUUGCAGUCGAGGCGCUCUGGCUGUGGCGAAAAGGAGGCGGUGGUGAUCGGGGAGUGUUGAAACCGAGUCAACGGCUGGCAAAGUGAGAGUCUCCCUGGGGGGCAACAUAUGCUCAAUGAUCUACGAUGUUGCACCGAGAUCGAUAGGGACGGUGGUCGGAAGACGAUGCAAUGGGCCGGUGGAGCAUGAGAGCUUUUAACAUGCUUUCGUCGAUGCCUCCUCCUUUCGCAAAUCCGAGUUGAGCUUCGCUCAAGCAACAGGCCUUGGAGAUUGCAGUCGCAACUUUCGCAAUACAACAGGCGAGGGAUCUCCGACACGGAUAGCCAGCCGACAGCAGUCUGCCGUGGCGGCUGAAAUCGAGCUUGGUGCCUCGUGGAAUCAGCCGUACGGAAGAAGUUCUCCCGCGCCCUGUUGGUUUGGACAUCGCAUGUCAUGAGUCUCUAGGGGGGCUACGAUGCUAUGUAACGUGAAAUCCUGUGGUCACCUUUAGGGCUGCUUGGUCAUGGGAGUGGCAAGACCGCCGUGCCAUUGCGACGCGCAGUGGAUGCUCUCACACAUCAGGCGAAUAGGACCAAUCGACAUAACCACUUGACUACCUACCUACUUAGAUCGCAAUUGCGAGUAAGAAUACAAACAGUUGGUUCCACAGA
This is a messenger RNA of Cladophialophora immunda, 2117 nucleotides long. RefSeq lists its product as uncharacterized. NCBI's taxonomy places the organism in Eukaryota, Fungi, Ascomycota, Eurotiomycetes, Chaetothyriales, Herpotrichiellaceae. The transcript has 2 exons. The record is from RefSeq and is a predicted model, not a curated record. Gene Ontology annotation, biological process: transcription by RNA polymerase II. The coding region runs from base 291 to 1553 and encodes 420 amino acids. Gene Ontology annotation, cellular component: nucleus.